UUUUUUUGCUUUUCUCUGUGCAAAUCUUGGAAAAGGAAAAGCCUUUUCCUCUCUCUCAUUUUUUUAUUUUUCUCAACUCUCUCAAGCCUUUUUAGAGUGGAGUCAAGCAUGCAGUGAACCAGAGAUAUCACUCACCCAACAAACUAGGGUUGCCCUUAUUUGGUUUUCCUCCAAACCAAACAGCAGUCAUUUAGGCCUCUUCUGGUGCUUUUCGCUGUCUAGGCGAGUUAGAGAGAAAAAAAUCAAGGAAGAGAGAGAGAGGGAUAGAGAACGAAGAGCUAAGCAGCUGGAGUGUACCAAAAAAGGGUUUGCUUGCCUUCUUUCUCUUUCUUUCUCUCCAAAAGAACCCCUUAAAACAUUUCCUUCGCUAGAGAGGGAGUUGGAGACAUUUGGAUUAACUCUGAACCGUCUGUCUCCUCUGCCUCUCUGUGCUUUUUCUUUCUCUUACAAAAAAGAGAUCAUUUUUUUCUGUCCAAAUAUUUAUAUUUUUUCUUCUCAUUUUGUGUGGAGAGAGCAAAUUACGUGGUCAUUAAGCGAAGUGGGUGUAAAUUUGUAAAGAAUAGGAGGAGAAUCUGGUGUGUUAGGAGGAGUUAAGAAGAAGCAAGCAAAGAAAAGAGAGUUGGGCUUUUUCUUUUUGAUGAGUUUUGGGGGUUUUCUUGACAACAGUACCGGCAGUGGUGGCGGUGCAAGAAUUGUGGCUGAUAUCUCUUACAACAACACUUCAAGCAGCACCCACAGCAACAAUAUGCCCUCCAGUGCACUUGCUCAGCCACGUCUUGUAACUCAGUCUCUCACUAAGUCCAUGUUCAACUCUCCAGGACUCUCACUCGCCCUUCAGACAAAUGCGGAUGGGCAAGGCGAUGUGACGAGAAUGGCUGAGAAUUUUGAGACCAACGUUGGGAGGAGGAGCCGAGAGGAAGAGCACGAGAGCAGAUCUGGGAGUGAUAAUAUGGAUGGUGGUUCUGGGGACGAUCAAGAUGCUGCUGAUAAUACCAAUCCUCGUAAGAAAAAACGAUACCACCGACACACCCCGCAGCAAAUCCAAGAACUUGAAGCGCUGUUCAAGGAGUGUCCUCAUCCUGAUGAGAAGCAAAGAUUGGAGCUCAGCAGAAGGCUUUGCUUGGAGACCAGACAAGUCAAAUUCUGGUUCCAAAAUCGCCGAACCCAGAUGAAGACUCAACUGGAACGCCAUGAGAACUCACUGCUGAGGCAAGAGAAUGACAAACUUCGAGCGGAGAACAUGUCGAUUCGGGACGCAAUGAGGAACCCAAUUUGCUCAAACUGUGGUGGUCCUGCAAUUAUAGGAGAGAUAUCACUCGAAGAGCAACACCUCAGGAUCGAAAAUGCCCGAUUGAAGGACGAGUUGGAUCGAGUUUGUGCCCUCGCUGGGAAGUUUCUAGGCCGCCCCAUUUCGUCCCUGGCCACAUCAAUGGGGCCUCCACUACCGAGCUCAACCUUGGAGCUCGGAGUUGGGAGCAAUGGCUUUGGUGGGUUGAGCUCUGUGGCUACAUCAAUGCCAGUGGGGCCUGAUUUUGGAGGUGGGAUUGGGAGCGCCAUGUCAGUUGUGCCUCACUCUAGGCCUAGUGUGACCGGCCUGGACCGGUCGAUGGAGAGAUCGAUGUUUCUAGAGCUUGCCUUGGCUGCCAUGGAUGAGUUGGUGAAGCUGGCUCAGACAGAUGAGCCACUUUGGCUGAGGAGCUUGGAGGGUGGAAGAGAGGUUUUGAACCAUGAAGAAUACAUGAGAAGUUUCACUCCUUGCAUUGGGUUGAAGCCAAAUGGUUUUGUUACCGAGGCUUCUAGGGAGACUGGCAUGGUCAUUAUCAACAGCUUGGCCCUUGUUGAGACUUUGAUGGAAUCGAAUCGGUGGUUGGAGAUGUUUCCUUGUUUGGUUGCUAGAACCUCGACCACUGAUGUCAUUUCUAGUGGAAUGGGAGGAACUAGAAAUGGUGCACUUCAACUGAUGCAUGCUGAGCUACAAGUACUAUCCCCUUUGGUUCCGGUUCGGGAGGUAAAUUUCCUCCGCUUCUGCAAGCAGCACGCAGAGGGCGUGUGGGCUGUGGUCGAUGUGUCGGUCGACACCAUCCGUGACACCUCCGGUGCACCUACAUUUAUGAACUGCAGGAGGCUCCCUUCUGGUUGUGUUGUGCAAGAUAUGCCUAAUGGGUAUUCUAAGGUUACAUGGGUUGAGCAUGCAGAGUACGAUGAGAGCCAAGUCCACCAGCUCUACCGACCCAUGCUGAGCUCCGGCAUGGGCUUCGGCGCGCAACGGUGGGUCGCUACCCUCCAACGCCAAUGCGAGUGCCUCGCCAUUCUCAUGUCCUCCUCCGUUCCCACCCGCGACCACACUGCGAUCACGGCGAGCGGGCGGAGGAGCAUGCUGAAGCUGGCGCAGCGGAUGACGGACAACUUCUGUGCUGGCGUGUGUGCGUCCACAGUGCACAAAUGGAACAAGCUGAACGCGCGGAACGUGGACGAGGACGUCCGGGUCAUGACCAGGGAGAGCCUUGACGACCCGGGCGAGCCGCCCGGGAUCGUGCUCAGCGCUGCCACUUCAGUCUGGCUGCCCGUCUCCCCACAGAGGCUCUUUGAUUUCCUGCGUGACGAACGACUCAGGAGCGAGUGGGACAUACUCUCCAACGGUGGGCCCAUGCAGGAGAUGGCCCACAUCGCCAAGGGCCAGGAUCCAGGCAACUGCGUCUCCCUCCUUCGCGCCAGAGCAAUGAACGCAAACCAAAGCAGCAUGCUGAUCUUGCAAGAGACAUGCAUAGACUCUGCGGGAGGCCUUGUGGUAUACGCGCCUGUUGACAUUCCGGCCAUGCACGUUGUCAUGAACGGCGGGGAUUCCGCCUACGUGGCGCUCCUCCCGUCCGGGUUCGCCAUUGUCCCGGAUGGGCCAGGCUCGCGUGGGCCUAUGACCGUCAAAGGUGGCGGUCACGGAAGCAGCAAUGGGGGAGGAGGCGAGGACGCCACGCAUAGAGUGAGUGGGUCCCUACUGACAAUGACGUUUCAGAUCCUGGUGAACAGCCUGCCCUCAGCCAAGCUGACGGUGGAGUCGGUGGAGACCGUCAACAACCUCAUCUCGUGCACUGUCCAGAAGAUCAAGGCCGCCCUACAUUGUGAAAGCUGAUUAUCUGAUCGGGUCCUAUUGUGUGGGUCACGUGAUCCAACCUCACCGUAGCUUCUUUUUUUUCUCUUUUUGUUGACACUAUUGACGUCGUGUUGUGCAUGUGCAUGAAGGUGGUGGUGGCGGUGGUUUGUAGUUAUUUUAGGUGAUUGUGUGUGAGUGAGAGAGUGAGCUGAAGACUCUGAGUGGUGGGUAUGAAGAGUAAUGCGGUGGGGGUGUUGAGUCAAGAACGAACCGCACGUGUGUGAGAGUGGUGUUGUCAGCAGCAGCAGCAGCAGCACAAGGCAAAGGCUGGUGGUGGUUCGGGUAUUGACUCAGAGGACCCCUAAAUUUGAGUAAACGCGUUUGGCUUAAGAGGCAACAAGCGUAAAUUAUGAAGCAGACAAAAAAAAAUGUGAAUGAAAAAAUUGAGAGAAAGGGUCUCUUUUUAUAAUUAUUAAUUUUCAUUUAAAUUAUUGUGAAUUUCAUUUUCUGUAUUAUUUAUUUAUUUUGUGGUUGACUUGAGAAUGACUCUGGCAAUGUUUAAUGAGUGAAAAUUCUCUCUUGUAUUUACCAAAUGCAAAUACCCUUCUUUCU
Molecule: messenger RNA, 3700 nt
Organism: Prunus persica (peach)
Lineage: Eukaryota; Viridiplantae; Streptophyta; Magnoliopsida; Rosales; Rosaceae
Product: homeobox-leucine zipper protein ANTHOCYANINLESS 2
Exons: 9
Coding region: 638-3127 (829 amino acids)
Biological process (GO): regulation of DNA-templated transcription
Molecular function (GO): DNA-binding transcription factor activity, RNA polymerase II-specific; lipid binding; DNA binding
Source: RefSeq, a predicted model, not a curated record